Messenger RNA from Ostreococcus tauri, 2136 nucleotides. RefSeq names its product unnamed product. Bases 1 to 2136 code for a protein of 711 amino acids. The transcript has a single exon. NCBI's taxonomy places the organism in Eukaryota, Viridiplantae, Chlorophyta, Mamiellophyceae, Mamiellales, Bathycoccaceae. The record is from RefSeq and is a predicted model, not a curated record. Gene Ontology annotation, cellular component: exocyst. Gene Ontology annotation, biological process: Golgi to plasma membrane transport; exocytosis.
AUGCCGUCGUCCUGGCGCGACGUCGAUCGCGCGCGGAUCGGCGUCGACGCGCGGGCGAUCGCGAGUCGUCGACGGCGACGAGAGGGCGUCGAGACGCGACGGUCGUUGAAGGAUGAUUCUGAAACGCGUACGAAAACGCUCGAUGCGAACGACGGAGACGUCGUGAAGGCGAACGCGAUGCAGGAAGACGCGCGGUUGAUGACGACGGAGGACGCGCAGCGAUUGAUGGCGACGGAACACGGGGAAGCGACGAUCGAAGGGCUGCGGGACGCGGCGGAGCGCGCGAGGCGCGGCGCCGAGGCGGAUGACUCGAGACGAAAGAUGCUCGCGGCGGAGUGCUUGCCGGCGUAUCUCGCGGGGGUGGAUGCGGCGGCGGACGCGCGCGAGGCGCUCGUGCGGGCGAGAGAGGAGGGGGAGGAUGGAUUCGGCGCGGCGCGCGAGUUGGAGGCGCGAUGCGAGCGCGCUUCGCGACUCGCCAGGGAUGGACUGCGAGAGGUUUUCGAGCUCGAGGAACGACGUGGGAAACUUGAGCGAGCUUUGGAGACGCUAGAGCGGCGGAGGGACGUGUUUGGGAUCCCAGGGGUGGUUCGCGAGGCGUUGGCGCGGGGCGAAUACGAGAACGCGGCGGACGAGCGCGGACGAGCUACGGCGGCACUCGAGGGCUCGGCGAAGGAUUCAGCGGUUUUGCGAGCGGUUCUCGAUGAUGUUGAGAACGCUUUCUCGAGUGCGGCCGAGCAUCUAUUCGAGCGCCUGUACGUGGGGGAGUUGAACGACGAUGAGGCAGAGCAAACAGUUAUAGCUCUGCAGACUCUCGGCGUGUCGACGAGCGAGACCUACGUCGGAGACGCGCCGAUGGUGUACGUAGACCGGCUAGUGGAGUGGGCGUGUGAAGAUCUCGCCAACGUAGAGUCAACGAUCGAAGACGACGACGUAGAAGUGUUGGGUAGAGCGUGCCGCGCAAACUUCAUGCGCGCGUGGCGAUUCGCUGAGCUUACGGGAGCUACGAGAUCACCUCGCGAGCGUCACGCAUUGGACAAAAUUCAGCUCGCAUACGUGAAUAUAGUCAAAUCAAGGUUCGACGCGGCGCUGAACACGCGCACCAUCGCUUCUGAGUCGCGCUCAACGCGUCGAUUUGACCGGUUGCUUGAAAAAUGCUCAAAGAUGACUCGCAUUGGCUUGUCGCUAUCACGCACGUACGAUGUGCUUCACACGCGACUUGAGCUGAAACCGUGCGCAUUUGAAGCGAUGUUUCAGCAACACAUGCGAUGUAGUGUCAGCAUACGCGUGCACUUGGAGCAAGCUCUCAAGAUAGCGAGUCAAAACAUCGUUGAUGGAGACCAUCAUGUCAAAGUCGUACGAGGCUUCUUCCGAGAUGACGCUCGCGCCGUCUUUGAAAUCGCGGCGAGAUAUUGGCAGCAUAAAUCCUUGACGCAUCAGAUGAUAAAGUCGGGAUCGCGCGACUUGUCAACGCUAGUAGACGCGUUUUACGCAUCGGCUUCGUCACUCUUGAUUACGGAACGCCGAGAAGUUCUUCGUGACCUGCGAUUCGCUAUGGAUUUAAGAGACGAGUUCGACGCUCUUUGCGAAUCGGCCAUGAUCGACAUUGUCCAUGUGGGCGAUCCGAUCGUACGCAUGGCGUUCGUCGACGCAUCAAAGAGGUCUGUAGAUGCACUGCGCACGGAGUUUGUUGACGCUACAGUGAACGAGCUCGUUGCGCUAAGUCAGAAGUGGUUGAGGGCACCCGCGGACUCGAGCGUGAUCGAUUCACGACGAGAGUGCAUCGAUGUCAUCUCCGCGAUCGCGCGCGCGCACGAGGCGGCCAUGCGGGAGACUCCGAGAGUCGCUCUCGAGCUCGCUCAAGCCAUCAUACUGAGACUCGUUGACGCAGUUCGUCGCGACUUUGCGGAACAUCUCCUCGCGUUUCGACCUGUGAUGCGGCAUCUUCGACUCGAAUUUGAUCUAUUUCGGCUCGCCCUGGAUUCGCUCUCGCCGAAGCCGGCGCGUGAGGGAACUGCGCGGCUCGUCGAUUUGGUAUCGCGCGUCGCCGGCUCCUGCGAAGACACCAUCGCUCGAUCCAGCUCCAUCGAGCGCGACGCCGCGACGCACGCCGAACUCAUUAGUAAAUUAGCCAUCUAG